Messenger RNA from Trichoderma virens Gv29-8, 1095 nucleotides. RefSeq lists its product as uncharacterized. The record is from RefSeq and is a predicted model, not a curated record. The transcript has a single exon. The annotation marks the transcript as partial. NCBI's taxonomy places the organism in Eukaryota, Fungi, Ascomycota, Sordariomycetes, Hypocreales, Hypocreaceae.
CCGCCAUCAGCCCAGACAGUUACAGUGCGUCUUAUAGAGGAGAUUGGGGUGAUGACACUUCCGUCGGCGUUAUUCUUAGACCCAGUUCCCGAAGGCCAUGAGGUCAUGAAUGGGGGCGACAUAGCCUUUUUGAUCGAAAAUAAGAACUUGGGGAAAAUGGCUCUUUUUGACCUGGGCAUCCGAAAAGAUUGGUGGAACCUACCAUCGAAAGUUCGAGAUCCGCUUGCGUUUUGUGUCGGCGUUAAAGUUGAGAAGGAUGUCCCCGAAGUACUGAAAGACAAUGAUAUACCUUUGAAUGAUAUAAACGACGUCAUCUGGAGCCAUUCUCACUUCGACCAUAGAGGGAAUGUGUCACUAUUUCCGCCCAGCACUACUAUACACUACGGAAAGGAAGUAGCAGCCCUAAAGCCUGACGUCACUGGCGAGGCUGAAGCUGUAUUUCUCGCAUCGGAUUUCGUUGGACGCUACAAUAAUGAGAUUGACUUUAGCAAAUCUACCUUCAAAAUUGGAGGCUUUCCUGCGCUUGACUUUUACUGUGACGGAUCCUUCUACCUCUUGGAUACCCCGGGCCAUGAUCAUGGCCACCUAAGUGCUCUGGCGAGGACUACUAGUACAGCUGCAGGACACGAUAAAGACACUUUUAUUCUAUUGGCUGCAGAUGCAUGCCACUUCUGUGGAGUUUUGAGACCAAAUAAAUCGCAUCCGUUCCCGAAUGAUCAUUUUCCCGUCUCCAGCAUUGGCCUUUCGGAUAUCGAAAACCCGGAGGGUUUGUUAAGAAGGCACCCUCAAUUUCCGCAAUCCUCAGAUGCAACGAAUGGAGCGGCUCGCGUUAGGCCAUGGUACAAUGUCGCGACUGGCCAACUCUCUACUUUCAUAGACCCUAUUGUUGGCCAAGAUACUGCUAACAGGAUAAGAGAAGUUUUCGAUGAAGCAGACAAUGUUUUUGUUGCCAUGUGCCAUGAUCUUAGCCUAUUAAUCCAUGAUAAUGGAAAGCCGGUAUUACCCACGUUAAACAAGGCUCCGCAAAAAGAUCUCAACGGCUGGUACGAGAAAGGUUGGAAAGAGCAGUUAUAUUGGACUUGGGUCAAUCAACUG